Messenger RNA from Amorphotheca resinae ATCC 22711, 1797 nucleotides. RefSeq lists its product as hypothetical. Gene Ontology annotation, cellular component: membrane. Gene Ontology annotation, biological process: transmembrane transport. Bases 1 to 1797 code for a protein of 598 amino acids. Gene Ontology annotation, molecular function: transmembrane transporter activity. The record is from RefSeq and is a predicted model, not a curated record. The transcript is spliced from 3 exons. Lineage: Eukaryota; Fungi; Ascomycota; Leotiomycetes; Helotiales; Amorphothecaceae.
AUGGAUACCGAGGCGGACGCUUUGCGCCAGCCCAACGACACACAAACGGGAGGGAAGAGUUGGGGGGCUCAGGACUCCCUACGGAGGAAUGCGAGACUUGAUAUGGCCGCCGACGACAGCGAAGCCACUCCAUUGCUGGGCAAUGGGGGCAGUUCUGCCGGGAGCAGCGUGCAUGAAACGGGAGGACAGGAGUGGGAGGGCGCUGCUGAUUUCGAGGGAUUGACUUGGUGGCAUACCCCCUCUAUGUGGUGGUUACUCCCCCCUUUCUUCAUGUUCUCCCUCGCGGUCGGCGGUCUCAUGGUCCCGAAACUUAAUCUCAUCCUCGCACUCGUAUGCCGGAGAUAUCUGCAGGAGAGGGGUGUUACGGAUCCCAAUUUCAUCUUUGCGCCGGUGCUGCUCGACUCCGAUAAUCCACAAUGCCGAAUCCCUGAGGUACAAGCGUUGGUCACCAAGUUCAAUCUCUACCUGAUGGUCAUAGCUGGGAUGUUGAGUGCAGUCAUGGCCCCAAAGCUAGGCGCCUUGUCUGAUCGGUAUGGCCGCAAGAAGCUCCUCGCCGUGACCGGUGUUGGUCUUUUUGUCACAGAGGUGGCUACGAUUUUGGCAUACAAAUUCCCAGACACCGUCCAUUAUAACUGGCUUCUCGCAGGCGCAGUCGUCGACGGUUUAUGCGGCUCAUUUACAGCUGGCAUGGCAAUCACACAUGCCUAUGCCUCCGAUUGUACCCCUCCGCCAAAGAGAGCAGUCGCAUUUGGAUACUUCCAUGCCUGUCUCUUCUCCGGUAUAGCAUUGGGACCUUUGAUGGCGGCUUUCCUGGUCAAAGUAACCGGAUCACUGAUAACCAUCUUCUACGUUGCACUUGCAAUCUCCUCAUCCUAUUUCGUAUUCGUCUUGUUCUUUAUCCCGGAAUCACUUGCCAUGAAACGCCAACUAGCGGCUCGCGAGAAAUUCGCAGCUGAUGGCGACAACGUUAUUUGGGAUGGUUAUACAUGGUUAUGGGCUCUCAGAAAGAGUAACUUUCUCGGACCCCUCAAGAUCCUUUGGCCAACGGGAUCCGGUUCAUCUGGCCACCUCCGUGUCAACCUCGUCCUCCUAGCCGCCGUCGACACGACGGUAUUCGGCGUGGCGAUGGGCGCCGCGACAGUAGUCGUCUACUAUACUGGUUACCGGUUCGGAUGGGAGACUUCGGGGACCAGCGCAUUCAUAUCGAUAGUAAACGCCUGUCGGGUUUCCGGCCUCGUAAUUAUCCUCCCAUUGCUAAACUACAUCUUUCGCACCCGACGUGCUAACAGACAGCGUCGAGAAUCGGGUUUUGCGGUGCCAGAGAGUAAUUCUGGCUCGGAUAUCAUCGAUCUAAACAUCAUACGUGCGUCCAUUCUCUUGGAGAUGAUUGGAUACGCCGGUUACGCUCUUGCUGGGACUGGCCCGCUGUUCGUGGUAUCUGGUAUCAUCGCUGCGUUUGGAGGCAUCGCGAGUCCGACUCUGCAGAGCGCGUUGACGAAGCAUGUGCCCCAGGAUAGAGUGGGCCAGUUAUUGGGUGCCACGGGUCUUUUACAUGCCCUGGCGAGGAUCAUCUGUCCUACGAUCUUCAACCUGAUCUAUGCGAGCACGGUGGGGACAUUGCCGCAGACUGUCUUCGUGGCGUUGGCUUCAUCGUUUCUUAUUGCGUUUCUGGCGAGUUGGUUCAUCAGACCGAACAUCUACCUCGAGGAAACCAAGGGGACAGCAAUCGACCCCAACCUCCCCUCAGCGGACCCUGCGAGAGACGUUCUAGUCGAUGAAGAAAUCGGUGGAUAUUGA